AUGGAUAAAUGUUUUACCGUCUGCGGCUGCGAUGAUCUCGAAGGAAUUACUAACUCGGACUUGGAUCGUUUCACGGAUAAAAUAGAAAAUGUAUUAAAUGACGAAAAAGGUAGGCGUCUAUUUAGAAAUUUUAUGUUUUCAAGUAAUAUGAAGCACGGAAGGCGAACUCUAGAUUUUUGGGAACGAAAUGAAAGGCUCCUAAAUUACCCAGAAGACUCUGAUAACUCGUCUCAUCGGAGCUACCUCAGAGAUGUGGAUCAUCUUAUUAACGAGGCAGAAAGAAUUGAGGAGCUAGAUUUUGCUGCAGUGGAACGGUUAGCAAUCGCGCGCGAUGACGGUAACAAACAAGAAAUAGUGGAUGCACUUAAAGUUAUCAAAGUGGAAACGACCAAAGCCUUAAGAAGAGAAUACUUUGCAUUUAAACUGCGGUUUAUACCACCAAAACAUAAAUAA
This is a messenger RNA of Leptosia nina, 453 nucleotides long. The record is from the annotation of a GenBank genome assembly. Lineage: Eukaryota; Metazoa; Arthropoda; Insecta; Lepidoptera; Pieridae.